CCUGAGAGGCUGCGCGUGCUCCUUCCAGAACACCUGAGACCGCGAGAGUCCGCGCUCGGGGGGGGGGGAACCAUGCAGCGGAAUGACCCGCUCAAAGUUUGACCCUUCUGGAAACCGGCGACUGGAAACUGGGUCAGAGUGGUUUUGUUACUUAACGGCUCAUCGAUCGCGGCCAUGGCUUUGUCUCAGGUCCAAUGUCUGGACAACCACCACGUCAACUCGCGCGUGAGCGAGGGGAAGCCGGAGUUCUUCUACUGCGAGGACCAGCGGCUGGCGCUCGAGGUGCUGGUCGCCGACGGCCGCGAUGCGUUCGCGGACCACGUCCGCGAGAAGGGCGUGCGGGACUUCCUCUCGGAACCGGAGCUGGAGCGGAUCGCGCGCACGGCGGAGGCCUACCGGCCCGGCGGCGAGCAUCACCACAAGCUGGAGAACCCCGGGCCCGGGAACCUCACGCCGGGCUCCGGGGAAUUCGGAGGGGACGGCGAGGUGUCGCUGCAGUAUUGGCCGGACCGCUCGGAGGGCUCGGUGGGGGAGCUGGACCUCGGCUGGCCCGAUUCCAUCUCGUACCGAGGGGUCACGCGCGUGACCGUGCACACGCAACCGCCGAGCGAGGGGCACACGCACAUCAAGGAGGUGGUGCGCAAAAGCAUUGCGUCAGCGCAGAGGGUGAUUGCCGUGGUGAUGGAUGUAUUUACAGACGUGGAUAUCUUUCGAGACCUGCUGGAUGCGUCCUACAAACGCAAAGUUCCUGUGUACAUUAUCAUUGACGUGGCUUCGGUCCCCUGCUUUCUUUCCAUGUGUGGCAGAGCUGAUAUGCACAGUGGACACCUAAAGAAUCUGCGCGUUCGCAGCUGUGGCGGCGUGGAGUUCUUCACACGGACGGCACAGAAGGUGCGCGGAUCACUGAGCCAGAAGUUCCUCCUGAUAGACGGAGACAGAGCCAUCUCCGGCUCCUACAGCUUCACUUGGUCCUCAUCUCGUUUGGACCGGAACCUCAUCACCGUGAUCACGGGACAGGCGGUGGAGACAUUCGACCUGGAGUUCUGUAACCUUUACCUCGUGUCCAGAGGCGUGUCUCUGAACAAGGUCCCCAUGGUCGAUGAGCCGACCCCCGAACUGGUCCUCUACUCGGCUCCUGCUCCGGUGUCAGCCGCUGUUGCUAGGAAGCUCGUCAAUCCAAAAUACGCCCUUGUUGCCACGGGAAACUACACAAGUCCCACCUCUUCCGACCAAAACUCCAGCAACAGGAACUCCCAGAAUCCCAAUGGGCUUAAGGUUAUGAAAAAACGCCUUAGACAUGUCGUUGAGGAGCAACCUUUACAUCCGGGAUUAGCCCACCUGGAGAAAGUGUACCUGAUCCCUUACCUGCCCACCUGGCCGGAGCCGGACCCGCCAAGCGACGUGAUUGGCUUCAUCAACAUUAGGGAUGAAAAGCGAGCCAAUCAGGUUCACUUACAGAGGUCGGAGCGGUUUGAGACCAGCCAGGCAAUACGCUUCAGUGCACCACUUUUUCUACCAGCCAAGACUGAGGAACCGUCUUCAGCUGGAGAUGCAAAGGCUGCCGGAGGAGCAGAAGAUCCCCCCGGCGACACGAGUGCAGACGCCUCUGCUGCUGUGAGUCCCACAGGCAAACAACCCAAGGAGAAAACGCACACCGCUCCGAAUGAAGAUCAAACUGAUGCAACAGGUUCCAGUGAGCCCCCCCGGCAGCCCAGCGCGCCUUCAACACCGGUCACACGCACACCGACCGCACCAUCACCGCCCCAAGUCUCUCCUGAUGCAAAGCCUACAAACGAUGAUCAGCAAACUCCAGCGACUGAGCCCGUAGCGCCUCCUAUUCCUAAACGCCGCACGCUGCAGUUAGUCAUACACCCCGCCCCCUCAGAGCAGCCGGACCAACCACAGGUCUCCUUGAUGAAAAUGGACCAGUUGGAUGGUCCGGAGGGUUUCGCCGAAAAGGGAGCCCACGAGGAGCCGGCGCCCGCCCGGGGCCGGAUGGCGCCGAAGGACGACGGCAGGGACUCUGGCAGCACGGGCGAGGGCAGCCUGGACAGCGUAAAGGUCAUGUGCGACCGGGCGGCCAACGAGGCUCCUUCAAGCAACUCCACGGCAUCGGAGGAGGAGUUCUAUGAAUGUACCCAGUCGGAGCUGAGCGACCCGAUGGUCAACGGGGCGACCACGGGGUCCGGGCGCGGGCAUCGCCUCGGUGACGGGGUCAACGUGAUGGCCCGCCUCUCCCAGAGCAUGCUGGAUCUGCGGCAGACCAGCCAGUCAGAGGAGGGCAGUGCCCUCAUCCGCCAAUCACAGCAGCUCCGCCAACAAGGACACCGGUCCCCUCGUAGGCACAUUGGGCAGUUGUUCCACACCUCCAAAUCGCCAGGUCGAGGACCUAAAGUCAUCAUCGCCAAACCGGGACGUUUUUAUCGCCCCAACCGACCGGAUGUCCAGGUGAUCGGAGGACAUCGGUACUGGCAGGGUCAGGGCAUCCAGCGCGACCACGGUCAGCAGCGUACAGAGAUGCGAUCCAGCCGGUCGCCGCGGCGACACAGCCCGGGUUACAGGAAGACGGAUAGCGCCUCGGCACAGCCGGUAGGCGAGCCGUCAGGGUUGCUAGGAGUAUCUCUUUCAAAACUGAGCAAUUUGAGACACUUGAGGGCGCGAGGGGGCUCAUCGCAGAAGACAGCGUUUGAAAGUAACAAGGCUGACCGGUAGAACUGUUGAGACUACACACGAGGAUGGUUAUUGAUCCUCCUGAAGGAGUGGCAACUCUUCAGUGUGGAAUCUCCUCCGUCUCUGGCAUAUGUUGCCACAUACAAGUACUAUUUAAUAAGGAUAUUUUGACAACGUCGAAAAGAGGAGGCAGUUUGAUUUAAUAUGGGUCGAGAGUUUUGUCAUUUAAGCGCGGAUCGAUCAUGACAUAUUUUGUAGUUUGCCCACCCAGAUUAAAAAAGAAAAUGUUUUAAUUACCUCAACUGCUUUUCUGCUUCAGAAGUGUUUACUGUAAAUAUUAUUUUUCACAUAUCCAACCUGUACAGAUGCGACAUGCAUUGACGACGAUGUCCACCGAUAUUAGAGUCACUGGGAUUGGUUACUGGUGGUGUUCGGGUAGGGCUACUGUGUUGAUAACUGGUAUGUAUGCAAUUUUCAAACAGUGAUGUUGGACAAAACCUGUAUGCCGUAAAUAAAAAGAGCUCUUGUUGCUGACUCGG
This is a messenger RNA of Gasterosteus aculeatus aculeatus (three-spined stickleback), 3209 nucleotides long. RefSeq names its product family with sequence similarity 83 member Gb (gene sack1gb). The record is from RefSeq and is a predicted model, not a curated record. Gene Ontology annotation, molecular function: protein kinase binding. NCBI's taxonomy places the organism in Eukaryota, Metazoa, Chordata, Actinopteri, Perciformes, Gasterosteidae. Gene Ontology annotation, biological process: signal transduction.